AUGGGCGCGAUGAGACAGCUUGGCGGAGAACUUGCGGAUGUUGACGCGCGCCUUGAAGCCGAGGGUCUCCGGCUGAAGGAGGAGUGGCAUCAACUGAAGGUAUCCAUCAACUUCGGGCGCCUCCAGCGUGAGCAGGCCAAUGCGGCGGCCGAGGCAUCCCUGGCGGCCUCGCAUGAGGCCAGCGCCCAAGCUUUGGAGGAGGCCAGGGAGGCCGAUCGUCGCCGCGCGAUCGCUGAGGAGCGCAGGCAGGAGCUCUUAGCCUUGAACGCCUCCUUGGAGCAGCAGGUGGAGGCGCGCAGGGCCGCCCUUGCAUCGAUGAAGGGAACGCCUGCCGAGGAAGAAGAGAUCCGGAAGCACGAGAAGGCGCUGGCGCUGGAAGCCAUAGAGCGCAGCCUUGAGCUUGAGAGGUUGGAGACGAGGGAGCACCGAGUUGCCCAGGCGGAGGAUGCUGCUAACGCGCGCGAGGCGAGGAUCAAGAAGGAGGUCGACGACAGGGUGGUGGAGGCUCGUGAGCUUGUGGGAGCUGGAGUUGACGCCCGGAGCUCCGUCUUGAGGUCGAGGCUGGCGGAAGCUGAGCAGCGCGAGAAAGCCGCCGCCGCCGCCCUGGUCACCGUGCAGGCCGAACUGGCCUCUGCCCGUGCUGAGCUGCUCCUCCUCCAGCAGCGGGUUACCACAGCCGAGUCCCUCGCAUAG
Aegilops tauschii subsp. strangulata is the source of this 693-nucleotide messenger RNA. Lineage: Eukaryota; Viridiplantae; Streptophyta; Magnoliopsida; Poales; Poaceae. The record is from RefSeq and is a predicted model, not a curated record.